GGUCUUUUUCAUUUUUUCGAAAGCUAUCUCUAUAAAACCCUCGUCGUCUCUACCGCUCGCUUAUUGGUCUAACAAUCGGCAAAAUGUACAGGCUCCUGGCUAUAGCUCUCCUCUCUGGAGCCCUGGGGUCCAUACUGGAUGGAGACGUGGACUUGUUGGAUGGAGUUAGGCUGGUCAGCGUGCCUAUCUCCAACAGUCUCGAAGACGAAGGCAGAUCGCUUGGGGAUUCAGCUUUCUACCGAAUGGCGAAGUUCCUAUCGGGCCACGAGUUGCACGUGAAACUACCGAAUCUGAUAGAAAAGGAUAAAAUCAGUCAGAUCUUCUCCGAGUCUUUGAAAGUCAUUGAUGAAUCUUACAAGGAGAAUAAUGUGACCGGUCGAGGCAAGGGCGGCGGUGCCGGUGGCGCAGCCUUAUUGGGUUUAUUGUUCGCGAAGGCGCUAGGAGCAGCCGGUAUCGGAGGCCUAGGGCUCCUUACUAUGAAGGCGCUGGCAGUAUCCGCGCUCGCGCUCAUGCUGUCAGCCAUUGUGGGCAUCAAGAAGCUGUCCUCUCACGAUGAUCACGACGACCACCAGGUGAUAUACGCUGGUCACCACGGCCACCACAGACGGAGGAGGAGCAUCCUGCCUUACCGGGGCUGGCCGCAGUAUAGUUAGGUUAGGUUAACUUAUUGUACCAUCGAGGA
Molecule: messenger RNA, 682 nt
Organism: Aricia agestis (brown argus)
Lineage: Eukaryota; Metazoa; Arthropoda; Insecta; Lepidoptera; Lycaenidae
Exons: 3
Coding region: 84-653 (189 amino acids)
Source: RefSeq, a predicted model, not a curated record